Paecilomyces variotii is the source of this 1009-nucleotide messenger RNA. RefSeq names its product DUF28 domain protein. The transcript has 2 exons. The record is from RefSeq and is a predicted model, not a curated record. Gene Ontology annotation, cellular component: mitochondrion. Lineage: Eukaryota; Fungi; Ascomycota; Eurotiomycetes; Eurotiales; Thermoascaceae. The coding region runs from base 46 to 882 and encodes 278 amino acids.
CUCUGGCCGGGAGUAUGUAAAGAGUCAAGACGGUCAAUAGCGGAGAUGGCGAGCAAGCUUGGGCUGAGGUUAUUUAUGCGGCCCCAGACAGGGAGACAAUGGGUCUGCGACUCCUGUCGUGCGUUCAGCACAUCCACGCCUCUCUUCUCCGGCCAUUCGCGAUGGUCUACGAUCAAACAUGAUAAGGCGAAGAAUGACAAAGCAAAAAGCAAAGAGCGCGCGAUCAUCUCCAAGGAGAUAAUCAAUGCGUCACAAAUGUGGGGUCCUGAUCCCAAGUUCAAUCCCCGCUUGAAUCUCGCAAUCACAAAUGCAAAACGAGCCGGCCUUCCUAAAGCGUCAAUUGAAGCUUCCAUAGCGCGUGGGCAGGGAAUAAGCGUAUCAGGAGAGGCUCUUGAACCGGUUACAAUCGAAGCGAUGCUCCCCGGGGCAGUCGCAGCGGUUAUAGAAUGUCUGACGGAUCAGAAAGCGCGCGUGCUGCAGGACGUGCGCUUCAUCAUCAAAGAUGCCGGAGGAACAGUGACUCCGACGACAUUUCUUUUUGAGAAAAAGGGAAGAAUACUCUUCGAACACAAAGACGGUUUGAAUCCCGACGACUACCUAGACCAGGCUAUCGAGGCGGGAGCUACCGAUAUCGAGACCGACGAUGAGGGACGUCUGGUGAUGUUCACUGAGCCCACAGAGACGAAGAACGUGGGAGAAACAUUUACGAAAGCAACAGACCUCAAGAUUGAGAAACUAGAAAUUAUUUGGGACCCGAACAAAGACACUCUGGUCAAGGUAGAGAAUGAGAAGGAUGUCCAACAACUCGAGGACCUGCUGGGAGACAUACGCGAAGAACCGAGCAUCCACGGAAUAUACCUGAAUACGGCUCAGAAAUUCUAGUUCAAACCAGCACCCCCGGACGACUCGUUACAGAUACUCCGAUAUGAGCAGCGGAAAGAUCGCAAAGGACGCGUGACACUUUGCAAGCUUGGUUUGAAUGUACAGUGACUUGUAUUAUAAGAAAUGU